AUGGGAUGCAGUCUGUGCACUCUGCAGAAGCAAGAAGAGCAGUACAAGUUACUGUAUGAAGUUUGUCAGGUCAACGGGAAGGAUUUAUCUAAAGCAACACACGAGCAGGCAGUGGAAGCAUUCAAAACAGCCAAGGAGCCCAUUGUGGUGCAGGUCCUGAGAAGAACUCCACGCACCAAGGCCUACACUGCUCCUCACGAGUCUCAGCUGGUAGAUGUGGGCACACAGACAGAUAUCACUUUUGAACACAUCAUGGCUCUAAGCAAGAUGGGCUCACCUACUCCACCCGUCUCUGUGCUAGACCCUUACCUCCUGCCUGAAGACUGCUACAUUCUCCACCCAUCAGUGCACGAAUACUAUGACCCAAAUGACUACAUGGGAGGGAUUCAUCAAGAAAUGGACCGAGACGAGUUGGAAUUAGAGGAAGUAGAUUUACAUAGAGUGAACAGCCAGGACAAGCUUGGCCUCACUGUAUGUUACAGAACGGAUGAUGAAGAUGACAUGGGUAUUUAUGUGAGUGAGAUUGAUCCCAACAGCAUUGCUGCAAAAGAUGGUCGACUCCGAGAAGGGGAUCGCAUCAUUCAGAUCAAUGGCAUAGAGGUACAGAACCGAGAAGAAGCUGUGGCACUUCUCAGCAGUGAAGAGAGCAAGAAUAUCUCCUUACUUGUUGCAAGACCAGAAAUUCAGCUGGAUGAAGGAUGGAUGGAUGAUGACAGAAACGAUUUUCUGGAUGACUUGCACAUGGACAUGUUAGAGGAACAGCACCACCAGGCAAUGCAAUUUACUGCCAGCAUGCUUCAGCAGGUACUGCCAAAGAAACACGAGGAGGAUGGAGGUACCACAGACACAGCCACUAUUUUAUCUAACCAGCACGAGAAGGACAGCGGCAUGGGGCGCACAGAUGACAGCACUCGCAACGAUGAGAGCUCCGAGCAGGAAAACAAUGCGGAUGAUCACACCACCUCCUCCAACACUUUAGGGAGCCAGAAGAAGCUGACGUACAGUCAUGACACCCUAGGAAGUGGGGAUAUGCAGUUCAGCAAUGAAUCAUUUAUCUCGGCCGACUGCACAGACGUCGACUUCCUUGGCAUCCCCGUAGACGAAUGCGAGCGAUUCCGGGAACUGCUGGAACUGAAGUGCCAGGUGAAGUCUGCCAACCCGUACAGUCUGUAUUAUCAUAACAGCACACUGGAUAUGAGCAAAAGCGACCAAGAAAGUGUUGACAGAGAGCUGGAGAUGCUGAAUGAGGAGCUGCGCAAUAUCGAGCUAGAGUGCCUGAAUAUUGUGAGAGCUCAUAAAAUGCAGCAGCUGAAGGAUCAGUACCGGGAACCCUGGAUGCUGCAUAACAGCGGGUUCCGCAACUAUAACACAAGCAUCGACGUUCGCAGGCACGAGCUCUCAGACAUUACGGAACUCCCCGAGAAGUCUGACAAGGAUAGCUCGAGCGCGUAUAACACCGGUGAAAGCUGCCGAAGCACACCACUCACGCUGGAGAUUUCCCCUGACAAUUCGCUGCGCAGAACUGCGGAAGGCAUUAACUGUCAAGGUAAUGAGGGGGCAGUGGCAUAUAAUGUCUCCCAAAAGAAUUUAUACGCUAGCUCAGAAAGCCAUGAAUCCAGCACUGCUAAAUGCCAUGCCUCUGCUAAAGAUCCCGACCUUGGCAAGCAGCCGGAAAGCAAGGAGAGAAAAGCCAGUGAUGGAAGCAAAAGCCCUACUCAUGGUCAGAAACCUUCUGGCUCCUACAUCUCGCCGUACCAUCACUCUCCAUAUAAGCAUGCUCAUAUUCCUGCCCACGCACAGCACUAUCAGAGCUACAUGCAGCUGAUCCAGCAGAAGUCAGCGGUGGAGUACGCACAGAGCCAAAUGAGUCUGGUGAGUAUGUGCAAGGACUUCAACUCCAGCCAGAGCGAGCCAAGGAUGGAGUGGAAAGUCAAGGUCAGAAGCGACGGGACACGCUACAUUACCAAGAGGCCAGUCAGGGACAGGCUGCUGAGAGAACGUGCCAUAAAGAUUAAGGAGGAGCGCAGUGGUAUGACUACCGAUGAUGAUGCCAUAAGUGAAAUGAAGAUUGAGCGGAAGCAGCAUUUAGUGAAAGCGAAGGAGCAGAGGAGGCGGCGUGAGUUUAUGAUGCAGAGCAGGUUAGAUUGCUUAAAGGAACAGCAAGGUGCAGAAGAAAAGAAAGAGAUGAAUAUCAUUGAACUGAGCCACAAAAAAAUGAUGAAGAAGAGAAAUAAAAAAAUAUUUGACAAUUGGAUGACAAUCCAAGAACUGCUAACCCAUGGCACCAAGUCACCAGACGGCACACGGGUGUACAAUUCCUUCCUGUCAGUGACUACUGUAUAAUCACCAUUGCUAAAUUA
This is a messenger RNA of Eurypyga helias (sunbittern), 2360 nucleotides long. Its product is annotated as E3 ubiquitin-protein ligase PDZRN3-like. Lineage: Eukaryota; Metazoa; Chordata; Aves; Eurypygiformes; Eurypygidae. Gene Ontology annotation, molecular function: protein binding; ubiquitin protein ligase activity. Gene Ontology annotation, biological process: protein ubiquitination; neuromuscular junction development. The record is from RefSeq and is a predicted model, not a curated record. Gene Ontology annotation, cellular component: neuromuscular junction.